This is a messenger RNA of Penicillium nucicola, 2655 nucleotides long. RefSeq names its product MIF4G domain-containing protein. Lineage: Eukaryota; Fungi; Ascomycota; Eurotiomycetes; Eurotiales; Aspergillaceae. The record is from RefSeq and is a predicted model, not a curated record. Gene Ontology annotation, molecular function: RNA binding; protein binding. Gene Ontology annotation, cellular component: nucleolus. The transcript is spliced from 2 exons. Gene Ontology annotation, biological process: ribosomal small subunit biogenesis. The coding region runs from base 1 to 2655 and encodes 884 amino acids.
AUGCCGCGCGCUAGGCAUAAUACAACUUCUUUGCCUCGGCAUCUACGAUCUGAGCUAGGAAUCCGCGACACCUAUGGCGAAAAGAAGCGUCGCCUUAACGGACCAGCUUCGCGCAAAGAACGCCGCCAGAAUGAGCGGACGCAGAAAAAAGGACGCCAUGCAGCACCUCAGAAUAAAAAGAGCUUCCAGCGACAUGAGCAGCCGGUUCAGAAUAAGAAUGAGGAGGAGGAUUUCGACCUAGACUCGGACGACAUGGAUAUCGAUGAACCACGCAGUGCGCCGCAGCCCAAGCUAAAGACCAAGGACGCAGCCCAGAAACCCAAGUCGAUUAUGAAGAAGACGCCAGCACCACAAGAAGCCGAGUCGGAAUCCGAGUCAGAGUUGGAAAUUGACUUAGACGAGGAUGACGAUGACGAUGAGGAUGAGGAUGAGGAUGACGACGAGGAGGAAGACGAAGACGACGAAAGCGAAGACGCCUCCGAAGACGAGUCUGAAGAACCAGUGCUAUCUGAGACUCAUGUCCCUGCAGGUGUCAAGUCCAAGCUUGCGCAGGAUGAUGCCGAAAUCGCCGCAUUGGAGAAGAAGCUUGGCCUCAAGAGGGGCAAGACUUCCAAGGCAUUCGAGGAAGAUGGGCUUGACGACCUUCUCGGUGACCUGGGUGGCGGCGGUGGUGGUGACGAAUCAGAGGACGAGAGUCGCAAGCGCAAACGGGAAGCCGACGACUGGCUACAGAGCAAGAGACAAAAAGCCAAGGCAUUGCAAGCACAAGCCGCGGCAAAGGAUAGCGAGGAGGACAGCGAAGAGGAUGUCGACUUGGACGACGAAAUCUUUGGAAGCGAAGACGACGAAGAGGCUGCUGAUGGCAGCGACUUUGAUGGAUUUGAUGACCAAGAGAAGAAAGAGCCUAAGAAGAAGGAAAAUCCUUAUGUCGCUCCGGUUACGAAACCAGAAGCUUCGGCUCAAAAAUACAUUCCUCCUUCAUUACGAGCGCGCGCCGACCCAGAGAGCGAGUCUCUUACUCGGCUGAAGCGCCAAGCCCAAGGACAGUUGAACAAGUUGUCUGAGGCCAAUAUGAUUUCAAUUGUCGCUGAGUUCGAAAAGCUUUACCGUGACUACCCGCGUCAGCAUGUCACUUCAACAUUGCUUGAGUUGCUGAUGGGUAUGAUCUGUGAAAGGGCUGCUCUGUCGGAUACUUUCCUCAUUCUGCACGCCGGUUUCAUUGCAGCAUUGUACAAGCUCCUAGGUAUGGACUUUGGUGCAGAGAUCAUCCAAAAGAUCGUUGAAACUCUCGAUGCCAAUGGUGAUGAACGAGGAACCUUCCAAGGAAAGGAAACUUCCAAUUUGAUCUCCCUUCUCUCGCAACUUUACAACUUCCACGUCAUUGGAUCCGCAUUGAUGUUCGAUUAUAUUCGCAUUUACCUGCAGGAAAUCACGGAAAACAACACGGAACUCCUGCUCAAGGUUAUCCGGAAUUCUGGUCCACAGCUCCGACAAGACGACCCAUCCUCACUCAAGGAUAUUGUUUUGCUCAUCCAGCCCGCAGUAGCAAAGGCCGGCGAGGACAAGCUAUCUGUCCGAACAAAGUUCAUGAUCGACACCAUCACAGACUUGAAGAACAACCGCGUCAAGUCCUCAGCAGCAGCCGGUGCAAGCAUCACCACGGAGCACAUCACGAAAAUGCGCAAGAUUCUAGGAUCUCUCAACAAUUCCCGGGUGAUCCGUGCAUCGGAACCUAUCAACAUCUCUCGCGACGACAUCCACAACUCAGCGAAGAAGGGAAAAUGGUGGCUAGUCGGCGCAAGCUGGAAAGAAGACCCCCUCGUAGCGGCCCAGCAAGAAAUUGCCGGUCUACCAACGAACCACAGCCACGUCCAAGAUGACGAAAGCGAAGGCGAACCCGACUACGGCAACCUCGCCAGAGCACACCGCAUGAAUACCGACAUUCGUCGAUCCAUCUUCGUUGCCAUCAUGUCCGCCACAGAUUUCCAAGACGCCCACGUCCGGCUAAUGAAACUCCGCCUGAAGCGUGCCCAGGAAUUCGAAAUCCCCCGUGUUCUGCUGCACUGCGCUAUGGAGGAACAAGCCCACAACCCAUACUACACGCUGAUCGCUCGCCGGAUCUGCGGCGACAUGGGUCGACGCAUCAAGAUGUCCUUCAUGUUCGCCCUGUGGAACAUCUUCAAGCGAAUGGGCGAGCGAGGCGACAUGGACGACGACGAGGACGAUAGCUUCGAUCCCGACGACGAGGAGAACGGCGUUCCCAUGAAAGCUGUGGUCAACCUGGCCAAGAUGUACAGCAGCCUCAUUGCUGACGGUAGCUUGACUUUGGGAAUUCUCAAGACCCUCAAUUUCGCAUACCUACAGCCGAAGACCAAGACCUUUGUGGAAAUCCUGAUCAUCACUCUCAUUCAGCAGUCUCAAAAGUCGAAGAAGAAGAAGUCCAAGAGCUCCAAGGUGGACGAAGCACCCAAGGACGAGCAGGCCUUGAUGCAGAUUUUCUUGCGUGUCAAGGAGACACCGCAUAUCGGCAAGGGUAUUAUCUUCUUUAUCAGGAAGGUCGUUGCCAAGACUGAUAUUGUUUCUGAUGAGGAGAUGAAGCUUGUUCGGUGGGGUUGCGAUGUGGCUGUUGACGCUCUCAAGGCCGUGUCGGAUUAA